Molecule: messenger RNA, 965 nt
Organism: Drosophila rhopaloa
Lineage: Eukaryota; Metazoa; Arthropoda; Insecta; Diptera; Drosophilidae
Gene: GstO1
Product: pyrimidodiazepine synthase
Exons: 4
Coding region: 75-839 (254 amino acids)
Biological process (GO): glutathione metabolic process
Cellular component (GO): cytoplasm
Molecular function (GO): glutathione dehydrogenase (ascorbate) activity; glutathione transferase activity
Source: RefSeq, a predicted model, not a curated record
AAUCAAACAUCGAUAAGUUUCAUUGACAAAAACAAAACCGGUAUUGUUUUGCCAUAUUAUUUUUGUUUGCCAAAAUGAGCGACACUCAGCAUUUAAGCACAGGUUCCAAAAAGCCCAUAUUCCCGGAUGAUGGGGUCUUGAAGUUGUAUUCGAUGCGCUUUUGCCCAUAUGCACAUCGUGUGCACUUGGUUUUGGACGCCAAGAACGUCCCACACCACGACACUUACAUCAAUCUUCGCGAGAAACCCGAGUGGUUCCUGCAGGUGAGCAGCUCCUCGAAAGUGCCGGCACUAGAGCUGGUCAAGGAACCGGGCAAUCCCGUGCUGAUCGAGUCACUCAUAAUUUGCGACUACCUGGACGAGAAGUAUCCGGAGGUGCCGCUGUAUCCCAAGGAUCCGCUGAAGAAGGCCCAGGAGAAGAUUCUGAUCGAGCGCUUCGGACAGUUUAUCACCGCCUUCUACCGUCUGGUGCUCCACGAAAAUCCCGCUCAGCUGCGCGACACUGAUCUCUAUGCCGGAUUGGACAUUUACGAAGAGGAGCUGGGCAAACGUGGAACAGAGUUUUUUGGCGGUUCUAAACCAGGAAUGCUGGACUAUAUGAUUUGGCCCUGGUGCGAACGUUUUGCCUCCUUGAAGUUCAGCAUGGGUGAUGGCUAUGAACUAAAUCCUGAACGUUUUGGCUCAUUGCUUAAGUGGCGCGACUUGAUGCUCCAGGAUAGAGCCGUUAAAUGUUUCUAUCUGGAUGGACAAACCCAUAAUAAAUACAUGAGUUCCCGCCGGGCGGGCAAUGCCGAUUACAAUAUGCUCUACAAUGAAGCCAAGCGUGCCAAAUUGGAGUAGUCAUAAUGAUAAUGGUUUAUACACCUCAACAUGUACAUAUUAUGAAGAUUGAUUUAAAAUUUACCCACAUAUACAUAAAGCAGCAUUAUUGUGAUUGGAAAAUAAAUACUCUAAUAUGCAAAGCAA